Molecule: messenger RNA, 243 nt
Organism: Knipowitschia caucasica
Lineage: Eukaryota; Metazoa; Chordata; Actinopteri; Gobiiformes; Gobiidae
Source: the annotation of a GenBank genome assembly
AUGGUCUGUGGGGGGGGUGGGGGGUGGGGGAAAUAUUUUGAGGAGAAGGACGGUUGUGGGACUCGAGGAGACUGGAAGGCUAUCUGGGAAUAUGGGGGGGGCUGGUUGUGGGAAAUGAGGAGAAGGGAUGGCUUGCUGGGCUUGAGGUGGUUCGAUGUGGGGGGAGAGAGCGAUGAUGGGCUAGUGAGGAGCGAGCUGGAGCAGUUGUUGUGGUGGUUUAGGGCAGACGUGUGUCAGAGGUGA